Molecule: messenger RNA, 909 nt
Organism: Rhipicephalus sanguineus (brown dog tick)
Lineage: Eukaryota; Metazoa; Arthropoda; Arachnida; Ixodida; Ixodidae
Exons: 1
Coding region: 1-909 (302 amino acids)
Source: RefSeq, a predicted model, not a curated record
AUGACCUCGAAGGAGGUCAUUAUCACACCGUCGAAAGAGCCGGUGGCGAGCGCGUCGGAGCAUGAGGUGAGCCAACUGGAGGAGAUGACCUCGAAGGAGGUCAUUGUCACACCGUCGAAAGAGCCGGUGGCGAGCACAUCGGAGCAUGAGGUGAGCCAAUCGGAGGAGAUGACCUCGAAGGAGGUCAUUAUCACACCGUCGAAAGAGCCGGUGGCGAGCGCGUCGGAGCAUGAGGUGAGCCAACUGGAGGAGAUGACCUCGAAGGAGGUCAUUGUCACACCGUCGAAAGAGCCGGUGGCGAGCACAUCGGAGCAUGAGGUGAGCCAAUCGGAGGAGAUGACCUCGAAGGAGGUCAUUAUCACACCGUCGAAAGAGCCGGUGGCGAGCGCGUCGGAGCAUGAGGUGAGCCAACUGGAGGAGGUGACCUCCAAGGAGGUCAUUGUCACACCGUCGAAAGAGCCGGUGGCGAGCACAUCGGAGCAUGAGGUGAGCCAAUCGGAGGAGAUGACCUCGAAGGAGGUCAUUAUCACACCGUCGAAAGAGCCGGUGGCGAGCGCGUCGGAGCAUGAGGUGAGCCAACUGGAGGAGAUGACCUCGAAGGAGGUCAUUGUCACACCGUCGAAAGAGCCGGUGGCGAGCACAUCGGAGCAUGAGGUGAGCCAAUCGGAGGAGAUGACCUCCAAGGAGGUCAUUAUCACACCGUCGAAAGAGCCGGUGGCGAGCACAUCGGAGCAUGAGGUGAGCCAACUGGAGGAGAUGACCUCGAAGGAGGUCAUUGUCACACCGUCGAAAGAGCCGGUGGCGAGCACAUCGGAGCAUGAGGUGAGCCAAUCGGAGGAGAUGACCUCGAAGGAGGUCAUUAUCACACCGUCGAAGAGCCGGUGGCGAGCGCGUCGGAGCAUGAGGUGA